Molecule: messenger RNA, 1059 nt
Organism: Oncorhynchus gorbuscha (pink salmon)
Lineage: Eukaryota; Metazoa; Chordata; Actinopteri; Salmoniformes; Salmonidae
Product: neurocalcin-delta A-like
Exons: 3
Coding region: 13-591 (192 amino acids)
Biological process (GO): calcium-mediated signaling
Cellular component (GO): cytosol
Molecular function (GO): actin binding; calcium ion binding; tubulin binding
Source: RefSeq, a predicted model, not a curated record
AAAACAUCUAAAAUGGGGAAGCAGAACAGCAAACUCCGCCCAGAGGUGAUGCAGGAUCUGCUGGAGAGCACAGACUUCACCGAAGCUGAGAUCCAGGAGUGGUACAAGGGCUUCCUGAGAGACUGCCCCAGCGGGAACCUCUCCAUGGAGGAGUUUAAGAAGAUCUACGGUAACUUCUUCCCUUACGGAGACGCAUCCAAGUUCGCAGAGCACGUCUUCCGCACCUUCGACGCCAACGGGGACGGGACCAUAGACUUCCGGGAGUUCAUCAUCGCUCUGAGCGUUACGUCUCGCGGCCGCCUGGACCAAAAACUGAAGUGGGCCUUCAGCAUGUACGACCUGGACGGGAACGGAUACAUCAGCAAGGCAGAGAUGCUGGAGAUCGUACAGGCGAUCUACAAGAUGGUUUCCUCUGUCAUGAAAAUGCCGGAGGAUGAGUCGACACCUGAGAAACGCACAGACAAAAUCUUCAGGCAGAUGGACACAAAUCGUGAUGGUAAACUGUCUCUGGAGGAGUUUGUUGAGGGAGCAAAGAACGAUCCGUCUAUCGUGCGGCUGCUGCAGUGUGAUCCCAGCAGCGUAGGGCAGUAGAAGAACGUACUGUCUGCAGGCUUCUAGUAUUAUUUAUUCAGGUCAAAGCAUUCUCCUUCAAUCACCCAGUAGUGACUAACUGUACAACAGAUCGACAUCGAGCAGAUCAAAAUGGACCCAAGCAGAGGAGCCACAUACUGGACCAUCACAUACUGGACCAUCACCUACUAGACCAUCACAUACUAGACCAUCACAUACUAGACCAUCACAUACUGGACCAUCACAUAUUGGGCCAUCACAUACUAGACCAUCACAUACUGGACCACCACAUACUAGACCAUCACAUACUGGAGCAUCACAUACUGGACCAUCACAUACUGGACCAUCACAUAUUGGACCACCACAUACUAGACCAUCACAUACUGGAGCAUCACAUACUGGACCAUCACAUACUGGACCACCACAUACUAGACCAUCACAUACUGGAGCAUCACAUACUGGACCAUCACAUACUAGACCAUCACAUAC